GGGAAGCUCCGCUUGCGGGGAUCAGGGAGGGAGGAUCCUGGAGCCAGAGCCAGCGCCACCCUUCGCCCGGAUCAACAGGACGGGACAGGUUGAGGGGCGUCGGGGAAAGGAAAAGGGGGUGCUAUAGGCAUUCUCCGGGGAGGAUUAGGAAGCCCUGUCGCAGGAAGCUAGGAAGCACUGACUUGUUGGGAGCCUGUUCACAUUUGGGGACUGGUGACAACGUGGGUGCACUCCUCUUGUGGGGGGCUAGUUAGAUUGGAGUGCUGAGAUAUAAAGAGCACGGCUGUCCCUGAGGAAAUUUAAGGGGCAACGAGGAAAAGAAAAAAAAACCCAAACCAAAAACCAAUGCUCUUUAUUUUGAGGUGACAGAGGGUCCUCCAGACAACCACCUGGUGUAUACACUAGAAGGAGUGGAUUUGGAGGUGACUUCAAAAAGAGUGGAGGGUGACAGGUGAGGAAAGGGUCUCAGCAGCUGGAACACUAUGCUCCUAGAAAUGAGGGUGACAGUCAAAAAAAGCCUCCAGUUAGAGGAUCUGGGAACCUCUUCUCACUGAACCUAGACAACCAGACAUUUUAGCGGGGAUUUCAGUGAAAAGUGGGAGAUCCCCUUCAUUUAGAAGGUAGCAAAGGAAAAAGUACCAAGGGUUAGAUUCCUCCUUGACAUUGAACAGUAGCCCCAAGAGUGGGGUGAACUAAUAUCCCCAAAGCUGAGGACCCACACCUUUUAGAUGACAAGAGUGCAUUUCUCAGGACUGUGGGCCCCAAAAUAGGGUGGAAAGAUGCCCGGGGAUAUUAGGACCACAUCCUAGAAAUUUUGGAGGUCUCGGCUUUGGGAUAGUGGAAGUGGGGACAGAGACACAGGAGAGGAAGGAAGGGGGGAGUUUUCAGUAGGGGACAAAAUUGGAGGGUGAGGUCAGCUGAGGAGUACAGAGGCUGCGGGAUCCGGUGCAGCUAGUAUAGGGCUCAAGGGUGAGGGCUGGCAGCUUUUGGGGGUACCUGGGGGAGUCUGAGACUUAUCCUCAGGUCCUGUGGGUGGGGCAAUGAGUUGGGGCCAGAGCGUCAAGAGCAUGCCUUGGUGAGAGCGCUUCUCUGGAGCAGCCCAGCGCGCUCCAGGCGCCUGCUGGUUUGGGGGUGUCUCCUCCCGGGGCGCCAUGGCGGCGCUGGCCAGUAGCCUUAUCCGGCAGAAGCGGGAGGUCCGCGAGCCCGGGGGCAGCCGACCGGUGUCGGCGCAGCGGCGCGUGUGUCCCCGCGGCACCAAGUCCCUUUGCCAGAAGCAGCUCCUCAUUCUGCUGUCCAAGGUGCGACUGUGCGGGGGGCGGCCCGCGCGGCCUGACCGCGGCCUGGAGCCUCAGCUCAAAGGCAUCGUCACCAAACUGUUCUGCCGCCAGGGUUUCUACCUCCAGGCGAAUCCCGACGGGAGCAUCCAGGGCACCCCAGAGGACACCAGCUCCUUCACCCACUUCAACCUGAUCCCUGUGGGGCUCCGUGUGGUCACCAUCCAGAGUGCCAAGCUGGGUCACUACAUGGCCAUGAAUGCUGAGGGGCUGCUCUACAGCUCGCCACAUUUCACAGCCGAGUGUCGCUUUAAGGAGUGUGUUUUUGAGAAUUACUACGUCCUGUAUGCCUCUGCUCUUUACCGCCAGCGUCGUUCUGGCAGGGCCUGGUACCUAGGCCUGGACAAGGAGGGCCGGGUCAUGAAGGGAAACCGAGUCAAGAAGACCAAGGCAGCUGCCCACUUUGUGCCCAAGCUCCUGGAGGUGGCCAUGUACCGGGAGCCUUCUCUCCACAGUGUCCCUGAGACCUCUCCUUCUAGUCCUCCUGCCUCCUGACCUGUAGUCCUUGGACUGGAGGCUCCCUGCAGCCAGCCACCACCACAGCCCUGCUCCUGGCCCUGCUCUUACCCUUGCUGCCACACAUGCCCUGAGCAGCUGGGUCACCAGGUGCUCUACCCUGAGGGAGCCUCAGGGCUGGCUGGGACUUCCAGGUCUUCUGGGACUCUUAGACCCUUGGGCCAGAGAGGGUGAUAUCUGAAAAUGGUCCUGCUGAUCACUUCUUUUUUCCCACACUAACACCGUUCUCCAAAGCCUUGUCCUGAGGUGGCAUUAGGGUUUCCCAAAUUGACAGAGGUAGGGCAUAAACACUCUUACCUCCCACUCAGCCACUUUCUGGAGCCCUGUGCCCCUUUUCAUUGCCACUGAGCCAUAGAUUUAUAGGUCCACUGGAGCUCAGGACCAGUUUCCUUCUUUCCCUGCUCUACCUUCUGCCUUGGUCUUGUCAGGUUCCGAAACACCAAAAACCCAGAGGGGCCACUUCUUUACUAGGGCUCUCUGUUGGACCCCAGGCAUGCUGCCAGGCUGUGUUCUGGAUUCAGCAAGCUUCUAUCCAUGACCCAGGUGAAUCCCUGGCUUCUAAGUAGAGAGAGGCUGGCUUAUAACCCUGUUGAGUAGUCAGCCCUGGCCUGAACUGGGACCAGUCUCAGAUCACCACUGGUUUAACAUUCUUAUCCCAGAGACCCUCAAUACUAAAGCAUGGGGUUCUAGAUCUUUACGGAGCCAUACUUCCUCCUGAAUCCCAGCUCUAGGACACAGACCAUGACCCUCAGCUCUUCUCUCUAGGAUGGAUCUGAGGCCUGUAUAGCCAUAUUAUUGCUCUAGAGUAAGUUCUAGACCCACACUUUCAUUUUCUGUAGUGAUACCUAUUAAGAAUGAGCUCUGGAAAGGACCUAGCUCUGAUUCACAUAGAACUGAUUAGUUCUAGUUGACUCAAGAACUACCUUUUGUUUUUCCUAGGUAAUUUUCUAAAAAUCUUAUCCUUCUGUAUAGAAUGCUAACCUUAUUUUUAAAUGCAAUUUCUAGCUGCUGCAACCCAGCUGGGGUCCUGUCAGAGAGAGUCUGGAGAAGGACAGAGGAAUUUUGGCUGGAUCCCUGGCUCAUGAUAGGGAAGCUCGGGGAGGGGGUGAGCAUGGCAUGACUGAACCUGUGUCUGGGUUAGGGGACAUGACCACUUAGCUACCUCAGCAGGAAUUCCUUCCAGGCCCCCUUUAAAGCUGAGGUCUUUUUGCCAAGUGUGACUAGAAUAAAAGGACAAAUGAGGGACAUCCUUAAUACCCUCCCCAAGUGCAAAUACCCUAAUUCAGCAAUAAGUCCCUCCCCUCUUCCUACUGGUCAGGCCAAGGAGUAUGAGGGCCUGUUGGGCUCAAGACCUCAUACAAUCCCAGAGCUUCUAACUGAAUAGAACUUGCUUUAUCUUACAGCUUAUAACCUCAGCUGGGUUUUCAGUACCCAAACAGGGCCAGACUAGAUUAUUCUGAAAAGCAGUGAGACCUACUAGUAGGAUUGGAAGAGCCCUGAAAACCACUAGAGAACCAGGAAGGAGACCCGGGUCCCGCAGACCUGGGCAGGAUAGGCUGAGGAGGCCCUAAGGGAGAGGCUAGUGCUCAAAGGCAGGUCAACUUUCCUCAGGCUCUUUUACUUCUGGCUUGUUACAAAGGGGGUAGAUGCCCGCCUCACCGAUACAAACCCGCUCAGGCGCCACUCAUUCCCUGGCUCUGCUCCUAGGGGACUGGUUCUCCACUUCAUGCUUUCUCAAUUAAAGACGAUUUAUACAACCGAA
Molecule: messenger RNA, 3612 nt
Organism: Chinchilla lanigera (long-tailed chinchilla)
Lineage: Eukaryota; Metazoa; Chordata; Mammalia; Rodentia; Chinchillidae
Gene: Fgf11
Product: fibroblast growth factor 11
Exons: 5
Coding region: 1152-1829 (225 amino acids)
Biological process (GO): positive regulation of cell population proliferation; positive regulation of gene expression; positive regulation of protein phosphorylation
Cellular component (GO): cytoplasm
Molecular function (GO): fibroblast growth factor receptor binding; growth factor activity
Source: RefSeq, a predicted model, not a curated record